Messenger RNA from Mauremys mutica (yellowpond turtle), 2187 nucleotides. RefSeq names its product solute carrier family 38 member 11 (gene SLC38A11). Gene Ontology annotation, molecular function: amino acid transmembrane transporter activity. The transcript has 12 exons. The record is from RefSeq and is a predicted model, not a curated record. The coding region runs from base 318 to 1493 and encodes 391 amino acids. Gene Ontology annotation, biological process: amino acid transmembrane transport. NCBI's taxonomy places the organism in Eukaryota, Metazoa, Chordata, Testudines, Geoemydidae.
CCGCGGCUGCAGGCUCUGGGCAGGGCAGCCAGUCUGCGCAGCGGCUCCGCUGGGCAGCCGCAGACCUCCAUUGGCUGCUGCUCCUCUUCCAGCCUGGCUCGUCCGGCGCCCCGCGAUGGAGCCGCCCGCCCGCCAGGAGCGCCCGCUGCCGAGCCCUGCUCACCAGGUACCGCGGGGAAGUUCGGAUAGAAACAGAUGACAGAACGGCCUUGGUUUGUAAACCCAGGACUAAAGGAGGAAACAGUGAUCUCCCAUCAGCUGGUUUUAAUGUUAUCAACUCUAUCAUAGGAUCGGGAAUAAUAGGAUUGCCUUAUUCAAUGAAGGAAGCUGGUUUUCCAUUAGGAGUAUUGCUUUUAGUUGGUGUUGCCUAUAUCACAGAUUAUUCCAUUAUAUUACUGAUUAAAGGAGGAAACCUCUCUGGUACAAACAGCUACCAAGAACUGGUCAAUAAAUCGUAUGGUUUUAUAGGAUACCUAAUUCUCUCAACACUACAGUUUCUAUAUCCAUUUAUUGCCAUGAUUAGUUACAACAUAAUAACAGGAGACACUUUGACUAAAGUUUUUCAAACAAUUCCUGGAGUUGGUCCAGAUAACUUACUUACUUACCGCCAAGUCAUUAUUCUAUGUACUACCAUCAUCUUUACCCUGCCUAUGUCUCUCUAUCGUGACAUAGCAAAACUGGCAAAGGUAUCUUUUAUUUCUCUGAUUUUAACAGCUGUAAUCCUGGUCAUUGUGAUGAUAAGGGCAGCUACCCUUAGCCCACUAGUACCCAAAACAGAGAAUGCCUGGAUAUUUGCAAAGUCUAAUGCAAUACAAGCCAUUGGGGUGAUGUCAUUUGCAUUCAUUUGCCAUCAUAACAGCUUUUUAAUCUAUGGCUCUUUGGAAGAACCCACUCUGAGUAACUGGUCUCGCAUCACUCAUGUGUCUGUCUCACUGGCUCUGUUUAUCAGUGUGGUGUUUGCUGUAUGUGGAUAUGUGACAUUUACCGGCUACACAGAAGGAGAUAUAUUUGAAAACUAUUGCAGAGAUGAUGAUCUUGCUACAUUUGGAAGGUUUUGCUAUGGAGUCACUAUAAUCCUGACUUUCCCCAUUGAAUGUUUUGUGACUAGAGAAGUAAUUUCCAAUGUGUUUUUCAGUGGGACCCUUACCACCAUUCUCCAUGUUGCUGUGACAGUAAUUGUUGUUGCUUUAGCCACAAUCAUAUCUUUAGUGUAUGAUUGCCUUGGAAUAGUUUUAGAGCUGAACGGGAUUCUCAGUGCUACUCCACUUGUUUUUAUCAUCCCAACAGCAUGUUAUCUGAAGCUGUCUGAAGAGCGAUGGAACCAUUCAGAUAACCUCAUAUCCAGCCUGAUUCUUACUGUUGGUGUGUUAGUGAUGACAGUUGGAUUUGUUAUGACUAUCUUGCAUCCCCAACAAUGUAGCCAUGGAAAAGAAAUGGUCUACUGCUUCCCUAAUAAUGCCUCUCUUUAUAACAGUACACUUCCACCUUUUUAGCCAGCUUGCCAGUCCUGAGUCUAAAGAGCCUGUCAUCACUCCGUACUAAUUUAAAUAUGACUGGGACAGAGUCCUCUUAUGUUUUCUUACUGACUAAGAAUCUUAAACUAUACAACUAUAUUUGUGUAUCGUGUUUUAUGCUAUUGUUUUUUUCUAGAUGAGAAUUAAGCUUUGACUUUUAAGAUUGCAUUGCAUCAAACCUGACUAUUCAGUAGAGCCUCACUAAAUUGGAUGAAUAACUCGAAAACCAAUUGCUAAGGAUUUAAUUUUGCGAAUUAGCAAAUUAGUAAUCAAAUACAAUUUAAAAACAUAGAUUAGGCAUCUCAAAGUGUACUUUCUCUAGUCAUUUAACAAAUGGAGUUUUAAUUACUUUUGAUAACGCUUAUAGUAAACAUACUCUAGUAUAUUUUCUAAAAGUCCUGAAACUGUAUUAUUAAGAGACCUCGCCAUACUACUCUGCUAUUAAAUCUUUGCUGAGAAGUGAGGAUAGCCCCACUUCUAUAGUAGUGUAUCUGUAGUGUAUCUGGCUUAGAGUGAAAAUCACCUUAGUACAGAGGACCAAUACAAAUGCAAGACCUGUGCAUUUAAGUGGGGUUUAAGUGGGACUUUUGUUGUGCAGAGGACCAACACAGUCUGUGCACAAGUGCCGUUUUACUCAUUGAAUAGUGAAUUACAAGGUUGUUUGCUGUGUUUU